AUGAGUCCUCACAAGAUCGAUGCCCUCCCUUCGGCAGCGGCGCUCGCUUCCUAUGGAAUCUCCGAGAAUGGAUUCCUCCCGGCAGAGUAUCCUUUGCUUCGCUUACCUCAUGCGUACUACGAGCCCUGGGAAAGUAUCGUAGAUCGAUUACCGGACCUGCUCGAAGCGAGAGAAGUACGCCAGCGAAUAGAUGCUCUGUCGGUCCUCGAUACAUCGCACCUUUCUAGUGAUGAGGAAUGGCGACGAGCGUAUUCAAUUCUGGCCGUUUUAGCCCAGGCGUAUAUUUGGCAAGGCCCUGAGCCGUCAGAGGUAUUGUUCCUCCGAGCUGUGCGGUACCUCGUGCGCUAACGUCCUAUCAGAGUCUUCCUCCUCAAAUCUCAGUAGCAUUUCUUGACGCAGCUGAAAGAUUAGAGGUGCACCCGGUUGCUACUUAUGCGGCCUUGAAUCUUUGGAAUUGGCGGCCAAUCGAGCAUGGCAUUGAUCUGUGUCAACCGCAGAACAUGGUGGCACUCUUGACGCAGACCGGUACUGACGACGAGUCGUGGUUCUUCAUUGUGUCAAACGCCAUGGAGGCAAGAGCAGGACCGAUAAUCAUCAAAAUGCUGGCGGCCAUGGAAGCGGUUGAAUGGGACGAGCCAUCGAGGGUUAUCGACAGCCUCGAAUACUUCCAGCAAAGCAUUGACGACAUCGGUCGCCUUCUGGAGCGGAUGGAUGAACGAUGCAGACCGCAGACGUUCUAUCACCACAUUCGGCCAUUCCUCGCUGGUAGCUUGAAUAUGGAAGCGGCUGGACUUCCGAAUGGUGUCUUCUAUGACGAAGGGAACGGAAAAGGUUCCUGGAGAAAGUACCGAGGUGGCAGCAAUGGACAGAGCUCCCUACUCCAGUUCUUCGAUGCCGUUCUUGGGGUCAACCAUGCCAGAUGCAAUGGUUUCCACGCAGAGAUGCGGGACUAUAUGCCUGGACCACACAAGAGGUUCUUGGACGACAUCGAGGCCAUUGCGAACAUCCGAAAUUACGUUGAUAGCCACCAAGAGAACAUCGAGCUCCUGGCUGCAUACAAUGCUGCAGUUUCAAAGCUCAGUGGCUUCCGGGACAAGCACAUCGCUCUUGUUUCCAGGUACAUCAUCGUUCCCAGCAGAAUGGGCAACGUAUCACAGGCUACCGGUCGCAAAGAUCUUGCUUCUUCCACAUCAAAGCUGGCCUCUGAAGCGCCCUCAAGCCAAGAACUUGUUGGAACUGGUGGUACGAAGCUCAUUCCAUUUUUGAGAACUUCCAGAGAUGAGACCAGUGAAGCAGUCGUUGCAAGAUGA
Messenger RNA from Lecanosticta acicola, 1310 nucleotides. The record is from the annotation of a GenBank genome assembly. NCBI's taxonomy places the organism in Eukaryota, Fungi, Ascomycota, Dothideomycetes, Mycosphaerellales, Mycosphaerellaceae.